Molecule: messenger RNA, 4555 nt
Organism: Pangasianodon hypophthalmus (striped catfish)
Lineage: Eukaryota; Metazoa; Chordata; Actinopteri; Siluriformes; Pangasiidae
Gene: soat1
Product: sterol O-acyltransferase 1
Exons: 16
Coding region: 217-1866 (549 amino acids)
Biological process (GO): cholesterol metabolic process; cholesterol efflux
Cellular component (GO): endoplasmic reticulum membrane
Molecular function (GO): fatty-acyl-CoA binding; cholesterol binding; cholesterol O-acyltransferase activity
Source: RefSeq, a predicted model, not a curated record
CACACACACACACACACACACACACACACACACUGUUUCUCACUCAGGUCAUUUCCGGUAGAAUGUUUUAUUAAUACAGCUGUAGUUUUUCGGGAUUAGUCUCUGAUGAUCUGAUCCGAGUUGUUGGUUUUAAUUGGCGUUUUAAUGAAGUGGAAUCUAAGGUGUAAUCUGAGUUACAGUUGUUGAGAUGUACGGACGCUGUGUCAGGUGACGAAGAUGGAGGACAGGAGAGGGCGAGUUACUCAUCGAGCUUCACUUAAGGAAGUAAACAUGAGAGAUCGAGACGCCACCGAGACUGGAGGAGAUGUUCAUAAGAGCAGGAAUGGAAGUGUGGAGCUGGAAAGGAAUAUGAAAGAGAAGCUGCUGCUGAGGAAGAAAGCCGAGCAGCUGAAAGUGGACUUGAUUCGGCACUUUGACUCUCAGCUGAAUGAGUUUGUCGACUCUCUGAUGGACGAAUCUCACGGUUUGGGUUCUUCAUCACUGUCCGGUUCCUCUCAGCCUCUUACAGACAGAGAGAGAACCAAACUCAGGUCUUCUCAAGGUCAGAGUAAACAGUUUGUGGUCCGUCGCUCUUUAUUAGACGAGCUGUUUGAGGUGAAUCACAUCCGUACGAUUUAUCACAUGUUCAUCGCCCUCCUCAUCCUCUUCAUCCUCAGUACGUUAGUUGUAGACUUCAUCGAUGAGGGACGGUUGGUGUUGGAUUUUGACCUGCUGGUGUUUGCGUUUGGUCAGUUUCCCCUCGUUGUCGUGUCGUGGCUCUGCAUGUUUGUUUCGGCGCUCCUUGUUCCGUUUGCGCUUCUUCGUUGGUGGGCUGGUGUUUAUUCUUCAUCACACCAUCGAACCUUCUGCACGCUUAUCGCCGUGACGCUCCUGCUGCUGUACCAAAGCCUCGGCCUCGGCUUCCUGCCCGCUUACAUCGUGCUGAAAAACAACCUUCCUCCCGCCUCCUGCUUCAUCCUCAUCCUCGAGCAGGUGCGUCUGAUGAUGAAGGUUCAUUCCUUUAUCAGGGAGAAUGUGCCAAGGGUGUGGUCUUCAGGUAAAGACAGCUCAGCUUCAGUGGCCGUGCCUCAACUGAGCUCGUACCUUUACUUCCUGUUUGCGCCCACUCUGAUCUACAGAGACAGAUAUCCGAGAAACCCGUGUGUGCGCUGGAGUUACGUGGCCACCAAGUUAUUACAGGUGUUGGGCUGUUUGUUCUACGCCUAUUACGUGUUCGUGCGUCUCUGCAUCCCUCAGUUUCGCAGCGUGAGCAUGCAGCUGUUCGACCUCAGAGUGAUGGUGCUCUGUAUCUUCAACUCCAUCCUGCCAGGAGCGCUGAUUCUCUUCUUGGCCUUCUUUGCCUUUCUGCAUUGCUGGCUCAAUGCGUUUGCUGAAAUGCUGCGCUUCGGAGACCGAAUGUUUUAUCAGGACUGGUGGAAUUCAACGUCAUUUGCUAACUAUUACCGCACGUGGAACGUUGUAGUGCACGACUGGCUGUAUUGCUACGUCUAUCGGGACUUCCUGUGGAUGACGCAGAAACGUUUCCGAGCGACCGCCAUGUUUGUUGUUUUCACCGUCUCCGCUGUGGUUCAUGAAUACGUUCUGGCCGUGUGUUUCGGAUUCUUCUACCCCGUCCUCUUCUGCCUCUUCAUGUGCUUCGGAAUGAUGUUCAACUUCAUCCUGCAUGACCGGAGGACAGGGCCGGUGUGGAACAUCAUCGUCUGGACGGCUCUGUUUCUGGGUUUAGCGGUUCUGCUGUGUCUUUACUCUCAGGAGUGGUACGCUCAGAAAUACUGCCCCCUACAGGAGCCUUCUUUCCUCGACUUGCUGAAGCCGCGAUCAUGGACCUGCUACAUGCAGAGCAGCCGUGCUGCUGAAGAUGUCUGAUCUGUUUUUAACUCACUGCAUUUUUGCACUAUAGUCACAGGCACAUUGAAUGACAAUCAUAAUAUAAGAAUUUUAACUUUUUUAACAAAAAGGCAUUGAGUAGGAAUUAAAUAUUAUAAUAAUCUUAUAAACAUACGUGUAUAUAUAUUUAAAGACACUCAGGAUCAGUGUCAAUUUUAGAUCCGUUUCAGUGUUGAAUUGAUUCUUACUGCAUUGCGUUUAUUCUCAUAUUUUGGAUGAAAGAUGGCGCCAUUUCCUAAAGUGUGUUAAUAGUCCAGUUAAUGUAUUCAGCCUAAAAUAUUUGUCUCGAAAGCAUGCUCUCAUUCAGCUUUACAAUCAACAAAGCCCUUGACUGGAAUGUUCUUGAAGACUACACUCUUAAAAAGGGUUCCUGAAGAGUUCUUUGAGUCGUUAAAAGUUCUGCUAUUUGUUGUAUGUAAAAUCAUUAAGAACAGCGUUUUUACUAAGAGUAUACGACCAAAAAUUUUUUAGCAAGAAUGCAAAAAUGCCGAAGGAGUUAAGGAUGAAAUCCUCGUGACGUUAAUCUGGACAUUACAAAUGCAGGAAAAAACCAGACGUGCACAAUAAAGGAGAAAUGAAGGUCAUGAACGUGGAGGAAACACAAUGUGGCAGAUCCGUGAUCAUCAGUAAACGUCCAGGACCUGCAGAUCAGGCAUCAGGUUAUAAUUAAAGGCCUGUAGAAGGUUUCGCACUUUAAUUAAAAUCCCGUUAGGACUGGGCCUUGGCUCAGGGUUCUCUAAGCAGUAACGAGUUCCCUUUAAUUGUGAAUAUUGUUAGUGUUUAAUGUUACAGUGAAGGUUUUUAAUUAUAGGUGCAUAACGACUAGAGGAACUCUUUUGUUGAAUGAUUCUAAAUUGAUGCACAGGUCUCCGUAAUCUCAUUUUUUAAAAAGAAAUAAUGCAAUUAUUUAAAAAAAAAUAUAUAUAUAUAUAAUAAAUAGAAACGUCUAGCUCAAAUGUAGGACUAACACAAACCUGUGCCCUGUAUUUUGAAUGAGACUGUGGACACGUUACAGAUUUUACGGACUAAAAGGACAAUAAGACCUGGACAAGAGGCAAAGCACGUUGUUGAAAACAUAAGAUUUCACGCUGGAGCCGAGGCACAGCGUUUAUACUUAACGAGUAAAAAAGUGUAAAAAGAUUCCAUAUAAGCCAUCACGCAUAGAAUCAAGAUGCACCAAGAACUGAUUUCUCAUCGUGAAAAUUGCAUUUAAUCAUCAGGAGAGAAAAAAAAAGAUUCUCAUCCCCGGUAAUGUUACGGUAAAUUCACUGUGUGAAACUCGUCUAACUGAACAAAAUGGUUUUCAGUAAAAUUCCUUAACAGCUUCACAUUUUCAAAAAUCACAACAUGGAAUGGCGUCGAAUCCCGAAAUGCUGUAAUCACACUUCAGUGCGAUGUAGAAACCAGCGCUGCCAAAUCUCCUCACGCAGAAGGUAGCUGAUUUAAAAAAAAAAAAAAGUCGCUAGAAUGUCACCGGAUGACGUCAGAGAAACAUUUGCAUAUUUAUUAUAUAAAUUAUCAUGAUCAUUUGCAUAUAGAAACGUGUUGCAUGAAGAAGGAAGAAUUUCUGAAGAUGAAUAGAAUAGAGUUUUAUCAGAAUAGAAAAUAAUAUAUUAUCAUUUAUUUACUGUAGAAGUCGUCUUUGGUCACAGCACCACGAUCUAACCAGUCACUUUUAUUACUAACGUCAUCAAGAAGAGAGUUUAAAAUGAAGAACAAAGAAGUGCGUAGUGCCGAUGCAAUACUGCUCAGUGAUUGGUUGUUGAGAACAAUACUACUCAGUGAUUGGUUGCUGAGAACAGUGGUGCUCAGUGAUUGGUUGUUGGGUGCAAUACUGCUCAGUGAUUGGUUGUUGGGAACAGUGGUGCUCAGUGAUUGGUUGUUGGGAACAGUGGUGCUCAGUGAUUGGUUGUAGGGAACAGUGGUGCUCAGUGAUUGGUUGUAGGGAACAGUGGUGCUCAGUGAUUGGUCGCUGUGUGUAUGCAUUGGCAGCGAGUCGAGUGAACCUGUUCUCUCGUAUAACCAGCAGCUGUGACGUGAGCUGGAGAGCUGUAUCACGUUCAAGACAAUCACUAACGUCUGCUUAUUUUAAAUAAAGUCGCUAAAAAAAAGUCAGCAAAUCUAGUGACAAAGUCACUUUUUACCUCAAUAAAAAGUCUUUAUCAUGAUAUAACUUCAGAACUUUAUACUGAAUAUCUUCACUCUGAAAACUAAGUGUUACUGUUUUUUUUUUUUUUUUUUUUUGUACGUGACUUUUCGACUGUAUAAUUUCUCUGCCACAGUGAUGUAUUUUAAAGUUUAAAAGCGUAGAUUUUACACUGGUUACUGGUACCAUGAUCAAUGAUACUGUUUUGUACGAAGAACUUUUACUGCCGUGUUUUACAGUAGACUCGCUGGCUGAACCUUGUAACGCUGUUUAAAAUGCUACUGUGAAAAAUAGCUAUAUUUUUAAUGCUAACUGAAAUGUGAUUUUGCAGAAAACCCAAUCGUAAUGCAAAGCAUAAAGAAAUAUAUUUUAACUGUCAGUGUUUUCUAUAAUGUUUAUACACUGUGUGCUCCGAUUCUAUCAGUCACUGAACGUAUGUUUCAGAAAUUUCAGGAAUUAAACCAGGUGAAUCAUUUUUUGGUCAACUUCGUCUGCAAUAAAACACUUGUGUAUCUACUGUUA